Messenger RNA from Carassius carassius (crucian carp), 2793 nucleotides. RefSeq names its product sodium/hydrogen exchanger 9B2-like. Gene Ontology annotation, cellular component: membrane. Bases 851 to 2527 code for a protein of 558 amino acids. The transcript is spliced from 12 exons. Gene Ontology annotation, molecular function: antiporter activity. NCBI's taxonomy places the organism in Eukaryota, Metazoa, Chordata, Actinopteri, Cypriniformes, Cyprinidae. Gene Ontology annotation, biological process: proton transmembrane transport. The record is from RefSeq and is a predicted model, not a curated record.
UCUUGCCUCCCGACGUCUUGUGAUUGGACAGUUGCUGUAAGAUCUAGCCAAUCACUCCACAUGAGGUGGGACUUGUCAGAAAAGGGGUUGGGUAAAAUAGCACAGCUUGAACCGGAUUGGACCUUUCAAUUAUUAGGGUUGGACCGGACGUGCGGUUAAACGAUAUUCCAGCUGUCAUUCUAACACUUCCGGAUGCCUUUUACCGGCUAAAAGAUUUGUUGUUUAAAUCUGUCCGCGCAUUCUGGGAUCAAGCGGUGAAAUGUUGAGCAUUUUUGUUUUUGUAUCUGUAAAUCUUAGCACAUGUCGGUCAGUCACUUGCAGACAGAUACUUCCGCAUGAGAUAUGAUGGCAUUAAGGAUUAAAGCUAGUUUCAUUAUUUCAUGUCAGGUAGGCUAAUUGAUUUAUCAUAACAAAAACUAUACUCAUCACACAGAAAAGGCAAUGUCUGGAUCACAAACAAACAAGAUGAACAAGAAACAAUGAAGGAAAUCAAUCUUUUACUAUAGACGAUGCUGUAAAUAAGAACACCUAGACUAAGAACACUGUGAUGUCAGUAAUGCUAUUCAGUGAGUUAUUUACUACAGAGACCAUAUGCUACGCUCUCUUCAGUCUGGUGAAGCACCAUAUGGCCCGGGCGUCUCUUUUAGUCCUCUCACAAUCCGAUUAACCUGUUGAAUAAACCAGUCGGUCUCUUUUCUAGUAUUCGUGUUAUUUCCUCUUUGAAGUUAAUCGAUAGACGGACUCUGUAAUCGCGGUUUAUAUUAACAGACGGAGAGUUGAUAGACUUGACGCUAUGAUCACGUGCCAUGGCUAGAAGACUCGAGCUCGGAUAGAGCAGAACUUCGGUGUCAUGGAGGAUGCUCAGUCCAGACCCCUCCCAGCGCCCUCCACUCACUCUCAGAGGACUGAGGAUGCAGCCUGCGGCUUGGGAAAUCAUGCUGAACAGCAUCACCUUACUGUCAGUCAGACAGUCCUGGUGGUUCCAAAGCGCUCCGAGAGCCCCAGUCCAAGUAUGACUGAAGAGACGAUCUAUGUCCCUCGACUGGUGUCUUCAGUUGAUGCUUGUACUAACACAGACCCUCCGUACAAAUGCUGCCCAUGGCUGCGCAGACUAUGUCCGUGUCCACCCAGAGGCCUGCUAGCUACCAUUAUCACCAAAGUGUCCAUGGCUGCAGUGCUCUUUGGGGUUGUGUGGUCCAUUACAGAGAAGGAAUGUCUUCCUGGCGGCAACCUUUUUGGCAUCGUGACCUUGUUUAUUUGUUCUGUAGCCGGGGGAAAGCUGUUUGGAUGCAUACGCUUCCCAAAUGUGCCACCUUUACCUCCACUACUUGGCAUGCUGCUGGCAGGGUUCAUCCUCAGAAACAUCCCUGUGGUGACAGAUGCAAUUUACAUUGAUGUUAGAUGGUCUGCUUCUCUGAGGAACAUCGCACUGGGUGUUAUUCUGGUCAAGGCUGGGCUGGAAUUAGAUGGCAAGGCUCUGAAGAAGCUGAAAGCUGUGUGUUUGCGUUUGUCCAUGUGCCCUCUCACUUGCGAGGCAACCACUAUGGCUGUGAUCUCCUAUUUAAUACUGGGUCUUCCAUGGGUCUGGGGCUUUAUUUUAGGGUUUGUUCUUGGGGCCGUUUCUCCAGCUGUUGUGGUUCCGUCAAUGCUGCUUCUGCAUAAGGAAGGAUACGGUUUAGAGCAGGGUAUACCUACUCUUCUCAUGGCAGCAUGCAGCGUUGAUGACAUCAUUGCCAUUACCUGCUUCACCACCUGCUUGGGUAUAGCCUUUUCAACAGGCACCGUGUGGUUAAAUGUGCUGAGGGGACCGCUGGAGGUAUUAGGUGGCGCUGCCGCUGGUGUGGCUUUAGGGUACUUUCUACGUUACUUCCCCAGCAGAGACCAGGGAAAUCUCGUACUGAAGCGUUCCUUCCUGUUGUUGGGGCUGGCCGUGUUUGCUUUGUUUGGCUGUAACGUGGCUGGGAUUCCUGGCGCAGGAGGUCUCUGUGCGCUGGUGCUGACGUUUGUGGCUGGAAUAGGCUGGGGGAAAGCUAAGGCUCCAGUGGAAGCGGUGGUGGAGAGGUUUUGGCACGUGUUCCAGCCCCUUCUCUUUGGUCUCAUCGGUGCGGAGGUUAUCAUUACAUCUUUGGAGGUCACGACUGUGUUUCUGGGUAUAGCAGCCCUGUUCAUCGCACUCACGGUACGCCUGCUUAUCACUUUUGUUGUGGUACUGCGAGCCGGCUUUAACCUGAAAGAGAAAGUCUUCAUCGCUCUAGCCUGGAUGCCUAAAGCAACAGUACAGGCUGCCAUAGGCUCUACAGCUCUGGACAUGGCGCGCUCCAAGAAUGACCUUGAGCUGCAGAAGUACGGCAUGGACGUCCUCACUGUGGCUGUGCUGUCCAUUCUCAUCACUGCUCCUAUUGGAGCGCUCCUCAUCAGUCUACUCGGUCCUCGACUCCUGCGGAAACCAAAGAACCCUGAGUGGGCUGUCAGUCAAGGCGCUUUAUCUGCAUCAGAGACCCCGAUGACAUUCGAGAGUGCCCUGUGAUGUGUCUGGAAUGCAUCUGGGAAGUGACAACCCGACAUCCAAGGCUGCUGAUUAUCCUUUUGGUUUUCAAACUGAAUUCUCAAACUCAUUGCUGCGAGCCACUGAAGUCAGACUGCAAAAGUGGCAGAUGCUUUUCAAAUGAAGGAACCCAACUCUCAUUUUUUACCUUCCAAGGUGGAUGAAAACACUAUUAUUUUUUUCUAACUGGCUUAUGUUUGUGUUGAUAGUAUUUCUUGGAAAAGAUAUAUAUAUAUUACAGAUGAGUC